UACGGACGCCUGGCAGCUCUCGGGGAAUUCGUGCGCAUUUUCGAGGUCACACAAAUCGAUUUAAGUAAUUAUUUCCCAAUGUGGUUAGCGAAGAUAAUAAGGUUUGAAUAAUUUAAAGACAAUACAAGUAAAAACAAGGGCAGAGUGUUAUGAGGGACUGGCGGCCAUUCUGUUACGGAGGGGUGGCUUCUGUGAUAGCAGAAUGUGGCACAUUCCCAAUAGAUACAACCAAGACGCGCCUCCAGAUCCAGGGACAGAAGAUUGACGCCCAGCAUGCUCAGCUCAAGUACAGGGGGAUGAUGCAUGCUGUCAUCAGAAUAUCCUCAGAGGAGGGGUUGAGAUCUCUAUACUCAGGUAUUGCACCAGCAUUGCUUCGCCAAGCCUCAUAUGGGACAAUAAAGAUUGGAAUUUAUCACUCAAUGAAGAGGUAUUUUUGCGCAGAUCCUAAAGAUGAGAGUCUCCUAGUCAAUGUGUUCUGUGGUAUAGUAGCCGGUGUUGUUUCAAGCUCACUUGCCAAUCCCACAGAUGUGCUCAAGGUCCGUAUGCAGGCCCAAGGUCACUCUAGUGAACAACUAGGGGUGUUCCAGUCUUUUAAAGAUAUUUACACCAAGGAGGGAGUAAAGGGGCUCUGGAGGGGAGUGAGUUGCACCGCCCAGCGAGCAGGGAUCGUAGUGGGUGUGGAACUACCGAUAUAUGAUUUAGCUAAAUACCUUUUCAUCCACAAGUAUGGCAUCAUGGGUGACACCCCAUCCACACAUUUUAUAUCGAGCAGUAUAGCUGGUCUAGCUGGUGCUAUAGCCUCUAACCCUGUUGAUGUAGUUAAGACUCGGAUGAUGAACCAAAGAAAACUAAAGGGAAAACAAGCCAAAGCAAUUUACAGUAGUUCAGUGCAGUGUUUGGUGCAGACCGUCAGGACAGAAGGUUUUUUUGCACUGUACAAAGGAUUUAUACCUACAUGGGUUAGGUUAGGUCCUUGGAACGUAAUUUUCUUUAUGGCUUAUGAACAGCUGAAUAAAGUAUACUGACCACAAAGAAAGCAUUUUCUCAUCCAUAUAUCAUGAGCACUGACAGACCACCGUGAAAAACCAAGAAUUAUAACGUUAUUAUAUAAUUUAUCACAAGUUCACCACCAUCGGGUCAUCAACAGGUGCUUGGCUCUUGUUAUGCAGGAAUUACAUUUGGAUCUGAAUCUCUUCAGAUAUCAGAUAUCAGCAUUUUGCUUUCAUUCCCCAUUGAGGAGUAGCCGAAGGUGCAGCUUCAUUGAAGAAAGCCUAUGGAGAGUUUGUGAAGGAUGACAAUAUGUUUGGGAUGUUGUCUGUCAAAAUUUGUGUCUUUACACAUGGAAGUCCCUUGGGGACAGUCCCUGUUCCAUUUGUGUCUAAGACUGGGUUAUCAUGCCUAGAUCAAUCUAACAGGAUCGAUCCAUCUCCAAGGGGUUUCUCGCCAAAUUGCUGUUAGCUUCAGUGGCUUAGAUGUCUGGCACGCCUAUUGAAGCCACUGAACGAUAGCAUCAGUGGUCAUAUGAGAUGUCUAAGGGUGCAUUCCAAGAGAUUUAGAUAGAUCCAGGGAUUAAGAUUUAGAUCUACCUAACUCCUUGGGGG
Messenger RNA from Lingula anatina, 1601 nucleotides. Its product is annotated as kidney mitochondrial carrier protein 1. The record is from RefSeq and is a predicted model, not a curated record. Lineage: Eukaryota; Metazoa; Brachiopoda; Lingulata; Lingulida; Lingulidae. Gene Ontology annotation, biological process: transmembrane transport.